GCGGGCGGGGCCGGCGCUGAGAGUGUGGGGCUCGGCUGCCGCCUGCCCUUCCCCAGCCCGGCGGCAGCAGCAGCAGGCGCCGCGGACAGCUCGGCCCGCGCCCGCACCAGGAGCCGCCGUCGCGCGGGAGGGGCAGAGUUCAUUGUUAACCCUCUCGGACACACUGGUGAGGCAGUACCUUUUGCCUGAAGAGCCACUGAGUUGGCUGAGGUUUGGAAGAUGGGGAAGAAGAGCAGAGUCAAAACUCAGAAGUCAGGUACAGGAGCCACAGCAACAGUUUCUCCAAAAGAAAUGUUGAAUCUAAUAAACGAAUUAUUACAAAAAUGCAGCAGCCCAACCCCGGGUCCUGGAAAAGAGUGGGAAGAGUAUGUGCAGAUUCGAGCUUUUGUUGAGAAAAUCCGCAAAAAACAAAAAGGUUUGUCUGUUACCUUUGAUGGGAAAAGAGAGGACUAUUUCCCUGACCUAAUGAAGUGGGCCACUGAAAAUGGAGCAUCCACAGAGGGUUUUGAAAUAGCUAACUUUGAAGAAGAGGGAUUUGGUUUGAAAGCAACAAGAGAGAUAAAGGCAGAAGAACUGUUUCUUUGGGUUCCUAGGAAAUUGCUGAUGACAGUUGAAUCUGCCAAAAAUUCAGUGUUAGCAUCGUUGUAUUCUCAAGAUCGAAUUCUCCAAGCCAUGGGCAAUAUCACACUGGCAUUUCAUCUUCUUUGUGAGCGAGCCAGUCCUAAUUCUUUCUGGCUGCCAUACAUUCAAACUCUCCCUAGUGAAUAUAAUACUCCUCUGUAUUUUGAAGAAGAUGAAGUUCAGUAUCUUCAGUCAACUCAGGCCAUACAUGAUGUCUUCAGCCAAUAUAAAAACACAGCUCGGCAAUAUGCCUAUUUCUACAAAGUCAUUCAAACCCAUCCUAAUGCCAGCAAACUGCCUUUAAAGGAUUCUUUCACUUAUGAUGACUACAGAUGGGCGGUUUCCUCUGUUAUGACACGACAAAAUCAGAUACCAACUGAAGAUGGUUCUCGAGUUACCCUGGCACUGAUUCCUUUAUGGGACAUGUGUAAUCAUACCAAUGGUCUGAUCACUACUGGUUACAAUUUAGAAGAUGACCGAUGUGAAUGUGUAGCACUUCAGGAUUUCAAAGCUGGAGAGCAGAUUUACAUUUUUUAUGGCACUCGGUCAAAUGCAGAGUUUGUGAUCCACAGUGGUUUUUUCUUUGAUAAUAAUUCACAUGACAGAGUGAAAAUAAAGCUUGGAGUGAGUAAAAGUGACAGGCUGUAUGCUAUGAAGGCUGAGGUUUUAGCUCGUGCUGGCAUCCCAACUUCAAGCGUUUUUGCCUUGCACGCUACUGAGCCUCCAAUUUCUGCCCAGCUUUUGGCUUUCCUUCGAGUGUUUUGUAUGAGUGAAGAAGAGCUGAAAGAGCACUUGAUAGGAGAACAUGCAAUUGACAAAAUCUUCACUCUGGGCAACUCUGAAUUUCCAGUUAGCUGGGACAACGAGGUUAAACUUUGGACAUUCCUUGAAGCUAGAGCAUCCCUUCUUUUGAAAACCUACAAAACCACUGUGGAGGAUGACAAGUCCUUCCUGGAGACCCAUGACCUUACUUCUCAUGCGACAAUGGCUAUCAAAUUGCGCUUGGGUGAAAAAGAGAUUUUGGAGAAAGCAGUAAAGAGCGCAGCUGCCAACAGAGAGUACUAUAACAAACAAAUGGCAGAUGGAAACCCCCUUCCAAAAUAUGAAGAGAGCAAUAUAGCCUUGCUAGAGAACACUGUGGCUGACUCUAGACUCCCAAUUGUCUUGAGAAACCUAGAGGAAGAAGCAGAGGAGCAAGGGAACUUAAAGAUUGGUGAAGCCAUUGAUGCAGAAGUCACAGAGAAUGGGUUUGUAAAUGGUGAAAACUCUCUACUUAAUGGGACCAAAUCAGAAAAUGAAAAUCUAAAUCAAGAAGAAAGUAACAGAGAGACUGAAGAUGCCAAAGAAUCUUCUUCAGACAGCACUGAUGAGGUUAAAGAAUAGAGAGAAUAUAAAGUUUGACUUUAUUGUGAAAUUAAAAUUAGCCGAAGUUUAUGAACAGUGCAUUUACAUUGGUGUGUUUCUUUGUUAACAUUUCUCUUUCUGCAGAGGAAAAAUGUUUUUGCUGCUUUAUAUAAGAAAAAAUGAUUUUUUUUAAGUUAUUUAAAAAAUUUAGCAUCCUUUUUCAAUUAAGAUUGCCAUCUUGCUUUCAGGCAAAAACCUGGGGAAAGAGGUGCCUUUGGAAGAUUUUGCAGCCCUUUGUGGAACAAAUGUAUUUUCUUCCUGGGGAAGAAUUAAGCUCUUCUAUCUGCUGUGCUUUUGUUGUUCUGUCACUCUGACUACCGAAAUUAAAAGCUUGCUCUGCCUCCUGCCAAGAAAAGCAGAAGGCAGGACUGACUCGGUAUUCAGCAUGAAGGUGGGAGAGCAGUACAGCAGAAAACUGGAUAAGAGGAUCAGAAACUUGGGAGACUGGAAGAAAACCUGUUUAAAAUCAGGUGCACCAGUCCAAAAAAAGGUAAGGUGGCAACCUUAUUUUCAAUAGUUUUAAAUGUUGAUGAGAAUCCUAAAAACACACUUACAGUGAUUUCUGAGGAUUUCCGUUUCCUUUUUUAUGUUUUGUUUUUACUAUAUUAAGAACAUUUCAUCUUUCUUCCUUAAAUCAAAGUUAGGCUACUACAGUACAACAUCCACCUAAUUUUAAAGGCUGACUUUUUUUUUUUUUCUUUUAAAGCGAUACUUUUUUAUUUACAACAACGGAGGUGGAAAUGGAGAAGUUGAAAGCAGAUAGGCCAAGCCACAGCUUUAAUCUGUGUUGUUCAGUAGGGUCAGGUCUCAGCUUCUUCAGGUUUUCACAAUUAGCUGGAGAUUUUCAAAGCUAAUUUUUUGACUGAACCAUUAUUAAAAGUAAAAUAUGAUUUAAUAUUCCUGUCUGCUAUUCUUUCAUUUUAUGUAGUUGGAUAUAACGCUGAAUGUGACAACAGUUAGCUUACCUUAUUUUGAACUUUAUCUUUUCGUUGAAAUAUAUUUGCUACUGUUUUCCUAAAGGAAGAAGAGCAAGCAAUACUGGUUUUUUUUUUUUGGUUUGGGGCAGACCAAAACCAAGUUUGCUGCAUGUGUUCCCACUUAUACUGUGUAGCAGUCUGAGGCACAUAUCUUGGCUUACCAAUACAGUGCCAAUUAAGUCUGUUAUCCAGCAGUGUUGGUUGUCCCUCUCCUCCAUAUAGUAAAUUCUGUGUAAAAAUUAUUCCAGCAUUAUAGUGCAAUACCAAAAUGACCGUAGUUUCAAGGCUUGGCUUUGAAAUGGCCUAUUUUAAUACGCAGCUUAAUUCUUUUGCUCAAUUUUUAAGAACUUUCCCACCUAACAAAACUAUCUUUUAAAAGUUCUAAGGAAUGGAAAGACUGGGCAAAGUAUGGAUAACUGUUUAAACUUAAAUAUAGCAACUUACUCAUCUAGGACUGGUGGCAGUAAAAUGCCAGUGGACAUAUUUAUUGUCUUAUUUAUUAGAUUUUUGCUUCUUUUACAAUUACAACUUGGAAAAAUGUGCUUUUGCAUAAAUCUUUGGUGCAAUACACAUGACAAGUAGUGACUUCCAUAUUGCCAUAGCAACUUCGGUGUUCAACUAUGAUUAAAAAAAAGUUAAAUAGCUUUUUCUAAAUAUUUCACUGAGAAUGGUGUUUGGCCAUUACACAUGGGAUAUUGUUUUCCCAUUAACUAGAGGCUGGACCAAUAUUUUUGUAACUAUAUGCUGCCUGUAGGUAGAAUAGUAUGUAUUUUCAUCCUGACAGUUUAAAUGUCAUGUAAGUCACCACUCUUCAGGUUUUUUUUAUUAGAAACAAUAUUCAUCCACUUCUGCUUCUGCCAGUUGCAUUGCACAUAUAUCAAAGAAGGUGAGAUGAUAACACCUAACAACAACUUGUGUUACCUGAGCAUUAUAACUGUAAUCCAAAAUUUAAAUGAUUUGGUUUGAUACACUGUAUUCUGUUUCAAUGUUUGCUGUUAUCUAUGGCUUAGCAAACUCUGGUAACCACAGGAUAGAUCGUGUGGGUUUUCUUGAAUAAACUUAGUUCUACAAUGUC
Messenger RNA from Alligator mississippiensis (American alligator), 4077 nucleotides. It is a transcript of the gene SETD3, whose product is annotated as SET domain containing 3, actin N3(tau)-histidine methyltransferase. Bases 220 to 2004 code for a protein of 594 amino acids. Lineage: Eukaryota; Metazoa; Chordata; Crocodylia; Alligatoridae. Gene Ontology annotation, molecular function: protein-L-histidine N-tele-methyltransferase activity; histone H3K36 methyltransferase activity; protein binding. The transcript has 14 exons. The record is from RefSeq and is a predicted model, not a curated record. Gene Ontology annotation, biological process: actin modification; peptidyl-lysine dimethylation; positive regulation of transcription by RNA polymerase II.